GACUCUAUGUGAACGGAAGUUACAGUGCUGCCAUUGCAAAGUCUUUUGAGGUUGUUUUCGUGGCAUGCAUGCUCUUCUAACGGUAUACCACGAUGCAGAUAUUUGUGAAAACUUUGACGGGUAAAACUAUCACUCUUGAAGUAGAAGCAUCAGAUACUAUAGAAAAUGUGAAAGCUAAAAUUCAGGAUAAAGAAGGAAUACCACCUGAUCAGCAACGUCUUAUUUUUGCUGGAAAGCAAUUAGAAGAUGGACGUACUUUAUCGGACUAUAAUAUUCAAAAAGAAUCCACCUUACAUCUUGUUCUUCGACUUCGCGGUGGUGUAAUUGAACCUACUUUACGUAUUCUUGCACAGAAAUAUAAUUGUGAUAAAAUGAUUUGUAGAAAGUGUUAUGCACGCCUUCAUCCACGUGCAACGAAUUGUCGUAAAAAGAAAUGUGGGCAUACAAACAAUAUUCGACCAAAGAAGAAACUGAAGUAAACUAUAUACUUCUACUUAAUUUCUACUUACUCAUUUUUACAAAUGUAUCUCUUCUCUAAAAGAUGGUUUUAAUAAAACGUACAUAAGAAUGUGA
This is a messenger RNA of Apis laboriosa (Himalayan honeybee), 573 nucleotides long. RefSeq names its product ubiquitin-60S ribosomal protein L40 (gene RpL40). The transcript is spliced from 3 exons. The coding region runs from base 93 to 479 and encodes 128 amino acids. NCBI's taxonomy places the organism in Eukaryota, Metazoa, Arthropoda, Insecta, Hymenoptera, Apidae. The record is from RefSeq and is a predicted model, not a curated record. Gene Ontology annotation, molecular function: protein tag activity; ubiquitin protein ligase binding; structural constituent of ribosome. Gene Ontology annotation, cellular component: cytoplasm; nucleus; ribosome. Gene Ontology annotation, biological process: modification-dependent protein catabolic process; translation; protein ubiquitination.